UUGAAUUAUUUCCUGUAGAAGCAAAAUCACCAUCCACGUUGAUGCUAAUCAUACAGAUAUAAGAAGAGACCAUAACUACCUGCCCACAUAUCAGUUGCCUUCGCCAAUCUUUGUAGACAAGGAAAAUGAAAGUAAUCGUGUUGCUUGCCCUUGCGUUUCUAUGCUAUGCUGGACAAAUAAAAGCAGUUGGUCAAGUUGAUUUCGUAAAGGAAGGACGUCUUUUAAAAGAUUUGCUGGAGGGUAACUUUGUUGGUGAUGGGUGUACUUGUACACAAAAUUCAUGCUCUUGUUGCAAGGCUGUAACAUGGCAGUCCACAGUCUGUGGUGAUAUAAAAUUCACCUCUCAGUCAAAGGAAUUUUCCAUCGAUCUCAGUGCGGACAAAGCACCGUUAAUGAACCUGCAAGUAACAGUUGAGAAUCCCAAAGCAUGUAAAGACGUGACUGUACAAGGCCAUAGCAUCAAGGUUUGUGCAGAAAUCGCCAAUAUUAAGAGCGAACCUUCAGAGAUCAGCGGCUGCCUGAACUUGGCUGUCACUAUGAUGCAGACAGUCAACGUAGACCUCGGCUGCUUCAAGAUGCCUUAUUCUAUGGACAGAAAACUCUUAUUCUGGGGAAACAAUCGAAAAUAAAGGAAAAAAUUGGUUAUUAAAAGAGACUGGGAAGAUUAAACUUCAAAAUAUCAAGUUCUUUACCACCUGCUUUGUUCUGUUUCCAAAAAAUACUCACUGAAUGUUUUUCUUUCAAAAAAGAUGUCCACAAAGAGAUCGUGAUUUUUUAAAGAACAAUUCCUUUUCUUUAACUGUCUAUAAAGAUAACCAUAUCUGAACAAACUGUAGAAAAUAUUUUAUUGUAUUUUUUCCCCAAUAAAACUGCAUUUUCUUCCUUA
Molecule: messenger RNA, 886 nt
Organism: Saccostrea cuccullata (small rock oyster)
Lineage: Eukaryota; Metazoa; Mollusca; Bivalvia; Ostreida; Ostreidae
Exons: 4
Coding region: 126-629 (167 amino acids)
Source: RefSeq, a predicted model, not a curated record